CUGCACGCCCACAUUACUAAUUUUUUUGCCAGGGAAUACGUAGCGAAACUGCCCCAUCCCCACUCCAUUUACUGCACCUACGUCUGUGCCGAGCAUUUGCCAAACAUGUGCAUUUACUGAAGCUCAAAUGUGUGGCACAAUGAGUCCCGAUGGCUUCUGGCUGCCUUCCAUUUUCUGUUUUGCGAAUAAGGCGCUCCCCCCAUUUCAGCUUUUCGAAUGUCGCAAAUACCAGACUACUGUGGCUUUCCCCUCCCUUUUCCAGCCAGAGCUCGCUGUCGUGUGAUGGGCAGAUCACUUUCCCUGUAGCUGGACCCGACGAUUGUAUAUUUUUUGUUUACCAUGUAUACCCACGAGUUGUCUAAGGAAUAGUGCGGCUCAGGCAAUGCUUUGGCUGCACACGUCGCUGCUCGACUUCCUUCUCUCCCAUUAUUCAUGCUUCCAUUCCUCCUUUUCGCCAAAGCAUUUUCAGCGUGCUGCGAUUGCGUCGCCAUCGUCUCACAUGGCCUGGAACAUGGUUAUGGGCCCUGAACAAUGCCUUUGCACCGUGUUUUACGUAUGUGAGGGUGGGUAAAAAGCAGCGGCGAUGUAGUUCGGCCAAGCAAUCCGGCGGCACAGUCUAGUUG
Molecule: messenger RNA, 623 nt
Organism: Linderina pennispora
Lineage: Eukaryota; Fungi; Kickxellomycota; Kickxellomycetes; Kickxellales; Kickxellaceae
Exons: 2
Coding region: 383-571 (62 amino acids)
Source: RefSeq, a predicted model, not a curated record